Molecule: messenger RNA, 663 nt
Organism: Durusdinium trenchii
Lineage: Eukaryota; Dinophyceae; Suessiales; Symbiodiniaceae
Source: the annotation of a GenBank genome assembly
AUGGCUUGUCAUGGAUUGCCAUGGGAUGAUGCAAGCUCACGAAAGUUUGGUCCCACGACCAAAGUCGACAAGAAGAGAAGCCUGGAAAACCGAACCUUUCCUGGACUACAAGAUGACGAGGCCAAAGCAGUUGAAGAGUACGCACGACGUCGAGCAGAAGAAGCCUUGGCAAAACCUUUCGGUGAGCUCGAAGGAAGUGAUGAGGAGUACCUUGACGACAAGGACUUGAAGGACAAGCAGAAGAAAGAGACUGAACUCAAGAAGCCUGGUGAUGGAGAACGAGAACAAGCAGAGGAGUUCGUGAUGAACCUCAAGGCGGACUACAUCCUCAAGUUCCUCAACAACCUGUUGGACCUCAACAUCCUCAAGGAGAACUUCGACCUCAUGGUGAACUUCCUGGAGAAGAACCUCCCACGAAGAGUGCACGAACGGGUCAAGAAAGCAAAGGUGGAAUUUUCAGUGGCAUUCAAGAAGGGCCUUCUAGAUGUGGCUUUGGACGACCACGGGUUCGUCGAAGUGGACGAAUAUCCUUUGGUGGACCUCAAGGACUGGGGCGAGUUCAAUGAAGUUGACCUGGAGCAGGAAUCUGAAGAAGCUGGACCUCCAGAUGUCUCUGAAGAGAUGUUGACGCAGUUGGAGCUGGAGGCAGAUGAACGGCUUUGA